GAAAGGGGGGUUGUGUAAUGUACCUUUUCCAAUCCCGGGCUGUAUAUGGAGAUUUGGGAUUCUUUAAACCGGCGCUACCUGGAUUUUAUUAAAAAGCGGGGAGCUCGGCGGGAGGAAAGCUGGCUUUUCCGGGGGCUGCGGGAACCCGGCAGCGGGAGGGCGGAGGAGUUGGCGCGCCGAGCCCUCGGCCCGGGGAGCGGUUUUCUACCAAAAAAAGGAAAGGCGGGCAAAAAGUGUGAGGAGGCUGCGGGUGGCGAAGGGGAGCAGCGGCCGCGGGAUGGCGGGCUGCAAGGGCGCCUAGCCGCGCCGGGAGCCGGGGCCGCCACCGGAGUCACCGUCGCCGGAGCCCGGAGCAGGGAGUCCCGCCGCGCCAGACGCUGUGUGCGCCUCCUCGCUCAGCUCUGCCUGGUCGCCGGGAGGGGCCCCACCUCCGGCCGCCUGUGCGUCCUGGGCCGCGGGCCCGCCGCCGCCAUGCACGCCGCGGAGCCCCCGCUACCCGAGGACUCUGGGACUACGCUGAGGCCGAACUUUUAGGUCCCGCUGAACGAGGCCAGCGGGCCGGGUGGGGGGCUGGCCGCGGCACUCCCGCGGAGGAUGGAUGGCCGAGACUUUGGGCCUCCGCGGUCCGUGCACGGCCCCCCGCCGCCGCUGCUGUCCGGCCUGGCGAUGGACAGCCACCGCGUGGGUGCGGCCACGGCCGGACGCCUGCCCGCUUCGGGCUUGCAGGGCCCGCUGCCGCCUGGGAAGUACAUGGCCGGCCUCAACCUCCACCCGCACCCGGGCGAGGCCUUCUUGGGCAGCUUUGUGGCCAGCGGGAUGGGGCCCUCAGCCUCAUCCCAUGGGAGCCCAGUGCCCCUGCCCUCUGACCUCUCCUUCCGCUCCCCCACCCCCAGCAACCUGCCCAUGGUGCAGCUGUGGGCCGCCCAUGCCCAUGAAGGCUUCUCCCACCUGCCCAGCGGGCUGUACCCAUCCUACCUCCACCUGAACCACCUGGAGCCCCCCAGCAGUGGGAGCCCCCUCCUCAGCCAGCUGGGCCAGCCCAGCAUUUUCGAUACCCAGAAAGAGGGCUUCUACCUGCCUGCCCCAGGGGCUCCGGGCGCCCUGCAUUCUCACGCGCCCUCCUCCAGGACCCCAGGAAGCCACUCUUCCGGCGCCCCGUCCAAAGGCUCGCGGGAAGGUACAGCCAAGGAGCGAGCGGGCCGUGGCGGGGAGCCGCCCCCGCUGUUCGGCAAGAAGGACCCUCGGCCCCGCGAGGAGGCUGCCGGGCCGCGCGGCGUGGUGGACCUGACCCAGGAGGCGCGGGUGGAGGGCCGCCAGGACCGCGGGCACCCGCGCCUCACUGAGCGCCUGUCGCCCUUUCUGGCUGAGCCAGGGCCACCGCGGACACUAGGUGUGGCCACCAGUGAGUCCAAGGGCAAGAACCCGCUGCCAACAUCGACCCUGAGCCUCUGCAACGGUGCGGGGGACGCAGGGCUCCCUGCGCUCGUGGCCGAUGCGGCCCGUGGCACCAAGGAGGCUACACGCCAGGAAGAGAGCACGCGGCUGCGGCGCGCAGAGGCCCUGCUGCCCGGGCCGUGCCCCUGCCCCUCGCCGCUGCCACCGCUGCCAGCAGGCAAGGGUCCGCCCGCGCCUCCCCCCACCUCGACCAGCGCCUUCGCUUCACAGACCGGCCCCGCCGGCGUCUACACCAUCUUCCCCACGACACCGACGGCGCGUGAGCCGGGCCGCGAGCACCGCGUGGUGGCGCCCACCUUCGUGCCUUCGGUGGAGGCCUUCGACGAGCGCCCGGGGCCCAUCCAGAUCGCGUCACAGGCGCGCGAUGCCCGAGCCCGGGAGCGCGAGGUGGGUAGGCCCGGCGUUCUGCAGGGGCCGCCAGGGUCCCCGCGGCCACCCCCGGACCGGUCCGAGGGGCUCCGUGAGAAGAGCUCCGUGAUCCGCUCGCUCAAGCGGCCGCCGCCAGCCGAGGCACCGCCAGCAAGGGCCACGCGCGCCUCCCCGGACCCCCGGGCCUACCUCCCUGCCAAGGAGCUGCUCAAGCCCGAGACGGAACCUCGGCCUUGCGAGCGCGCUCCCCGUGGGGCACCCGCCUCCCAGCAGGCCGCCAAGCUCUUUGGCCUGGAGCCUGCGCGACCGCCCCCUCCCGCUGGCCCUGAACACAAGUGGAAACCUUUCGAGCUGGGCAACUUCGCCACCACGCAGAUGGCGGUACUGGCUGCGCAGCACCACCACGCCAGCCGCGCCGAGGAGGAGGCCGCUGCAGUCUCCAAGAAGGCCUACCUGGACCCCGGGGGCGCGCUGCCCCGCGCCGCCGCCACCUGCGCCAGGCCCGGAGCCGACCUGCAUGCUGCGGCCCACGGGGCAGGAGAGGCCUCUGCCAUGCAGAGCCUCAUCAAGUACAGUGGCAGCUUUGCCCGUGAGGCCGUGGCGGUGCGCCCGGGAGGCUGCGGCAAGAAGAGCCCCUUUGGAGGCCUGGGCACCAUGAAACCCGAGCCUGCCCCUACCAACACGGGAGCCCCACGCGCCCAGACCCGCCUCCCACACCCUGGGGGCCCUGCGCCAGCUGGGGGCAGGCAGCUGAAGCGAGAUCCUGAGAGGCCUGAAAGUGCCAAGGCCUUUGGGCGGGAGAGCUCUGGUGCCCAGGGUGAAGCAGAGGUGCGACACCCGCCCGUGGGCAUUGCAGUUGCAGUGGCCCGGCAGAAAGACAGUGGUGGCAGUGGCCGGCUGGGGUCUGGGCUGGCGGACCAGGAGCGCUCCCUGUCACUGAGCAACGUCAAAGGGCAUGGCCGGGCUGACGAGGACUGUGGUGACGAGCGGGGCCGCCACCGGGAGGAGCGGCUGCUGGGGGCGAGACUGGACCGGGACCAAGAGAAGCUGCUCAGAGAAAGUAAGGAGCUGGCCGACCUGGCCCGCCUACACCCCACCAGCUGUGCUGCUAACGGCCUAAACCCCAACCUCAUGGUAACUGGGGGCCCAGCGCUGGCAGGCUCAGGUCGCUGGUCCGCAGACCCUGCGGCCCACCUGGCCACUCACCCCUGGCUGCCCCGCUCAGGUAGCACAUCCAUGUGGCUUGCCGGACACCCCUACGGCUUGGGUCCCCCCUCUCUGCACCAGGGCAUGGCACCCGCCUUCCCACCUGGCCUGGGGGGCUCCCUGCCAUCAGCCUACCAGUUUGUCAGGGACCCCCAGUCUGGCCAGCUAGUGGUCAUUCCCAGCGAUCAUCUGCCUCACUUUGCGGAGCUGAUGGAGCGGGCCGCAGUGCCGCCCCUCUGGCCUGCCCUGUAUCCACCAGGCCGCAGCUCCCUGCACCACGCCCAGCAGCUGCAGCUCUUCUCCCAGCAGCACUUCCUGCGACAGCAGGAGUUCUUGUACCUGCAGCAGCAGGCGGCCCAGGCCCUGGAGUUGCAGAGGAGUGCCCAGCUCGUGCAGGAGCGGCUGAAAGCCCAGGAGCAUCGGGCAGAGAUGGAGGAGAAAGUGAACAAGCGGAGCCUGGAGGCUGCAGGCAAGGCCAGCCUGGCUGCCGCGGGCCCUGGGCUGCUGCCUCGGAAGCCCCCCGGCCUGGCUGCUGGCUCCACGGGCACCUAUGGCAAGGCCAUGAGCCCACCGCCAUCUCCCCGGGCUUCCCCUGUGGCUGCCCUAAAGGCUAAGGUCAUUCAGAAGCUGGAGGAUGUGACCAAACCGCCACCCACCUAUGCCUACCCUGCCACGCCCAGCUCCCACCCCACCAGCCCACCACCUGCCUCCCCGCCACCCACACCUGGCAUCACCCGCAAGGAGGAGGCGCCUGAAAAUGUUGUCGAGAAGAAGGACUUGGAGCUGGAGAAGGAAGCCCCCAGCCCCUUCCAGGCCUUGUUCUCAGAUGUCCCGCCCAGGUACCCGUUUCAAGCCCUGCCACCACACUACGGGAGGCCCUACCCGUUCCUGCUGCAGCCCACCGCGGCCGCUGACGCCGACGGCCUGGCGCCUGAUGUGCCGCUCCCGGCUGAUGGGCCUGAGCGCCUGGCGCUCUCGCCCGAAGACAAGCCCAUCCGCUUAUCCCCCUCCAAGAUCCCAGAGCCGCUGCGGGAGGGCCCAGACGCAGAGCCCCUGGUGGAGCGGGAGGUGAAGGCAGAGGUGGAGGACAUGGACGAAGGCCCCCAGGAGCUGCCCUCCCUCGAGUCACCGCUGGCACUGCACCCUGAGGAAGCCAUGGCAUCCCCGAGCCCCACGGGAGGCUGUGGAGGUGGCCUGCUGGAGGCCCAGGCGCUGGGCGCCAGUGGGCAAGGUGCUGUGGAGCCCCCUGGGUGCCCAGACUUUGCCGAGGGGGCUGAAGCAGGGGUUGACUCGCCGGGCCGAACAGUAUCCUGCACGGCUGCCUCGGACCUGGGGGGGCGGCUGACCCCUGAGACACUGGUCGAGGCCAAGGAGGAGCCUGUGGAGGUGCCUGUGGACGUGGCUGUGGCCAUGCCCGUGGCGGAGGCGGUGCCCGAGGAAGGCCUGGCCCAAGCGGCCCCGAGUGAGCCCCGGCCCAGCCUGGAAUCAGUAGACUGUGACGUGCCGGCCAGGGAGGGAGAGUGCCUGAGUCCGGAGGCCCGGGAGGCUGCACCUGUGUUGGGCAGUGCCUGCUUCUUGGAAGAGGAGGGCUCUGACCAGUUCCUGCCUGGCCUGGAGGACCCGCUGGCUGGCAUGAACGCCCUGGCGGCCGCCGCAGAGCUGCCCCAGGCCAGGCCUCUGCCCUCCCCGGGCACUGGAGCCCAGGCCCUGGAGAAGCUGGAGGCCGCUCAGAGCCUGGUGUUGGAGCAGACUUUCCUGCAUGGCAUCACCCUGCUGAGCGAGAUCGCAGAGCUGGAGCUGGAGAAGAGGAGCCAGGAGGUGGGAGGUGCAGAGCGGGGCCUGGCAGUGCGGCCAUCACUGGAGAGCCUGCUGGCGGCCAGCAGCCACGUGCUGAAGGACGUACUGGACAGCCCCUUUGUGGACCCGCUCAAGAACCUGCGGCUUCCACGGGAGCUGAACCCCAACAAGAAGUACAGCUGGAUGCAGAAGAAGGAGGAGCGGAUGUAUGCCAUGAAGUCCUCCUUGGAGAACAUGGACGCCAUGGAGCUGGACUUCCGCAUGCGGCUGGCCGAGGUCCAGCGGCAGUAUAAGGAGAAGCAGCGAGAGCUGGUGAAGCUGCAGAGACGCCGCGAGUCCGAGGACAGGCGCGAGGAGCCCCAUAGAAGCUUGGCACGCAGAGGCCCUGGCAGGCCGAGGAAACGGACCCACGCCCUGUCGCCCCCCCGCAAGAGAGGGAAGAGCCGCAACAGUAGCGGAAAGCUGAGCAGCAAGCCCCUGCUGACGUCGGAUGCCUACGAGCUGGGAGCAGGGAUGAGGAAGAGACACAAGGGGCCUGAGGAGGAGCACGACACCCUCAUUGGAGCGGGGAGAGCUCGGGGCAGGAGCCAGCCUUGGGACGAGCACGAAGGCUCAUCGGACUUCAUGAGUCAGCUAAAGAUUAAGAAGAAGAAGAUGGCCAGUGACCAGGAGCAAUUGGCAAGCAAGCUGGACAAGGCCCUCUCCCUCACAAAGCAGGACAAAUUGAAGUCACCCUUCAAGUUCUCGGACAGUACUGGGGGGAAAUCAAAAACGAAUGGGGGCUGCAGCAGGUAUUUGACGCCUUAUGACAGUCUGCUGGGCAAGGACAGGAAGGCGCUGGCCAAAGGCCUCAGCCUGUCUCUGAAAUCGUCCAGAGAAGGUAAACACAAAAGGGCUGCCAAAGCCAGGAAGAUGGAGGUGGGGUUCAAGGCCAGAGGCCAGCCCAAGUCGGCCCACUCCCCGUUCGCCUCGGAAGUGAGCAGCUACUCCUACAAUACGGACUCAGAGGAAGAGGAAGAGUUCCUGAAGGACGAGUGGUCUGCCCAGGGCCCCUCCAGCUCCAAACUGGCAUCUCCCAUCCUCUGUGGCAUGGUGGCAAAGAACAGCAAGCCGGCUGGGGGCCCCAAGCUGACCAAGAGGGGCCUGGCGGCCGCCCGGACUCUGACACCCAAGCCGGCCGCCGGCAGGAAGCAGCCAUUUUGUUUGCUGCUUCACGAGGUCGAGGCCCGUUCCUCCUUCAGCGAUUCUUCGGAGGACUCGUUUGACCAAGAUGAGAGCUCCGAGGAGGACGAGGACGAGGAAGAUGAGCUGGAGGAAGAAGAGGAUGAGGCCGACGGCAGCUAUAGGCUAGGGGCCCGGGAGCGGGCCGUGUCACCAGGCCUGGAGGAGAGCGGGCUGGGCCUGCUGGCCCGCUUUGCAGCCAGCGCCCUCCCCAGCCCCACAGUCGGGCCGUCCCUGUCAGUGGUGCAGCUGGAGGCGAAGCAGAAGGCCCGGAAGAAAGAGGAACGGCAGAGCCUGAUGGGCGCGGAGUUGGACUACACUGAUUCGGAGAGUGAGGUCAAGGUGCGCAAGCGGUCACCGGCCGGGCUGCUGCGGCCGAAGAAGGGCCUGGGGGAGCCAGGCCCCUCCCUGGCUGCGCCCGUGCCCGGCGCCCGCGGCUCCGGCCCCACCGGGCCCGACAAGGCCAAGCUGGCAGCGGAGAAGGGGCGCAAGGCCCGCAAGCCUCGGGGGCCCCGGGAGCCCGGCUUGGAGGCGGGGCCAGAGGCCAGUGACGACGACCUGUGGGCACGGCGGCGCAGCGAGCGCAUCUUCCUGCACGACGCCUCCGCCGCCGCCCCUGCGCCCAGCAGCACAGCGCCCGUGGCCACCAAGUCGGGCCGUUGCACCAAGAACGGCCCGCUGAGCCCGCGAAAAGACGCCGGCCGUGCCAAGGACAGAAAGGACCCCAGGAAGAAGAAGAAAGGGAAGGAGGCAGGAUCAGGAGCUACGCUGCCCCCACCCCGCGCGCCCACCCUACCCCCUGAGGCCCGGGCCCCUCACACCAGCUCCCCAGCCUCUGCCAAGAGGAGCAAGGCCAAGGCCAAAGGGAAGGAGGUGAAGAAGGAGAACCGGGGGAAAGGGGGAGCUGUGAGCAAACUGAUGGAGAGCAUGGCUGCUGAGGAGGACUUUGAACCUAACCAAGACUCCAGCUUCUCCGAGGAUGAGCACCUGCCACGUGGCGCGGCUGUGGAGCGGCCGCUAACACCAGCCCCACGCUCCUGCAUCAUCGACAAGGACGAGCUGAAAGACGGCUUGCGUGUGCUCAUCCCCAUGGAUGACAAGCUGCUGUACGCUGGGCAUGUGCAGACGGUGCACUCACCAGACAUAUACCGAGUGGUGGUGGAGGGCGAACGUGGGAACCGGCCCCACAUCUACUGCCUGGAGCAGCUGCUGCAGGAGGCGAUCAUCGACGUGCGGCCGGCCUCCACGCGCUUCUUGCCACAAGGGACCAGGAUCGCAGCCUAUUGGAGCCAGCAGUACCGGUGCCUCUACCCGGGCACCGUGGUCCGAGGCUUGCUGGGCCUCGAGGAUGACGGGGACCUCAUCACCGUGGAGUUCGACGAUGGAGAUACGGGGAGGAUACCCCUCUCACACAUCCGCCUCCUGCCUCCCGACUAUAAGAUCCAGUGUGCUGAGCCUUCCCCAGCCCUCCUGGUGCCAAGUGCCAAGCGUCGCAGCCGGAAGACCAGCAAAGACACCGGGGACGGCAAAGAUGGGGGUGCGCCAGGGUCCGAGGAGCCCGGUGCCAAGGCACGAGGACGCGGGCGGAAACCUAGCACCAAAGCCAAGGGUGACAGAGCUGCUGUCCUGGAGGAAGGGGGCUCAACAGAUGAGGUCCCCAGUGCCCCUCUGGCCCUGGAGCCCAUCAGCACCCCAAGUUCCAAGAAGAGCCCCCCAGAACCUGUGGACAAACGGGCCAAAACCCCCAAAGCUCGCCCAGCGCCGCCCCAGCCCAGCCCAGCCCCGUCCACCUUCGCCAGCUGCCCAGCUCCCGAGCCCUUUGGCGAGCUGCCGGCGCCCGCCCCAGCCCUGGCCCCCGCCCCCCUCGUUACCAUGCCCAUCACCAUGCCCGCCACCCGCCCCAAGCCCAAGAAGGCCCGGGCUGCCGAGGAGCCAGCCAGCAAGGGCACCCGGAGGCCCGGGGAGGAGGCUGAGCUGCUCGUCAAGCUGGACCACGAGGGUGUCACAUCACCCAAAAGCAAGAAGGCCAAGGAGGCCCUGCUUCUGCGGGAGGACCCCGGGGCUGGGGGCUGGCAGGAGCCCAAGGCGGCCCGGCCCAAGGCCGGAGACGGCCACCUGGCCCAGGAGCCCGGGGCCGGGCUCAUGUUUGAGGACUCGGGCAACUCCAAGAGCCCAGACAAGGGCCAGGCUGAGCAGGACGGGGCCGAGGAGUCGGGCAGCGGCGGCAGCAGUGACAGUGGCAGCAGCAGCAGCUCAGAGACAGAUGGGGAGGAGGAAGGCCAGGCCGGUGGGGGCCGGGGCUGCACCGCCUCCAGCUCUAGGGCGUCCUCCUCGUCCUCGUCCUCGUCCUCGUCCUCGUCGUCGUCCUCGUCCUCCUCGUCAUCGUCGUCCUCGUCAUCCUCCUCUUCCUCCUCGUCGUCCUCCUCCUCGUCCUCGUCCUCAUCCUCCUCCUCCUCCUCGUCCUCAUCCUCGUCCUCAUCCUCGUCCUCUACCACAGAUGAUUCUUCCUGCAGUUCUGACGAGGACGCAGCCCCUGGCUCCGUGGCUGGUCCCUCGGCCCCGCCAGUCCUCCCCAGCAAGGCGCCCAAGCAGGCUGGCAAGGCGCUCUCCUCGGCCCACUCUCCCAGCAAGAAGGCACCGGCCCCUCAGCCCCAGGCCCCCCCACCGCAACCCCCACAGCCUCUGCAGCCCAAGGCUCAGGCCGGGGCUGGGGCUGGGGCCAAGAGCCGACCCAAAAAGAGAGAAGGUGUCCACCUCCCCACCACCAAGGAGCUGGCCAAGCGGCAGCGCCUGCCAUCCGUGGAGAACCGGCCCAAGAUUGCUGCCUUCCUGCCCGCCCGACAGCUCUGGAAGUGGUUCGGCAAGCCCACCCAGCGCCGAGGCAUGAAAGGCAAGGCCCGCAAGCUCUUCUACAAGGCCAUCGUGCGCGGCAAGGAGAUGAUCCGCAUCGGGGACUGCGCCGUGUUCCUGUCGGCCGGCCGCCCCAACCUGCCCUACAUCGGCCGCAUCCAGAGCAUGUGGGAGUCCUGGGGCAGCAACAUGGUGGUGCGUGUCAAGUGGUUCUACCACCCCGAGGAGACCAGCCCGGGCAAGCGCCUCCACGAGGGCCAGCACUGGGACCAGAAGUCUGGCCGUGGCCUCCCAGCCGCCCUGCGGGCCUCCAGCCAGAGGAAGGACUUCAUGGAGCGUGCCCUGUACCAGUCCUCCCACGUGGACGAGAACGACGUGCAGACUGUGUCUCACAAGUGCCUGGUGGUGGGCCUGGAGCAGUACGAGCAGAUGCUCAAGACCAAGAAGCACCAGGACAGCGAGGGCCUGUACUACCUCGCUGGCACCUACGAGCCCACCACGGGCAUGAUCUUCUCCACCGACGGGGUGCCCGUACUCUGCUGAGCGCCCGUGGCUGUCGGGGCCUCCGCAUCACUGCCACGGCUUGGGGGCCGUGCGUUGGUUGUGUGCAUGCAAGUGUGCCCGUGGACGCCCUGGCACGUGAGUGUGUACAUGUGUGUGCCCUGUAUGCAUGCACGUGUGUGCACACAUGUGCACACGUCUCUAGCCCCCCUUUCCAAAUCCCUCGGUGCCUCCCAGGAAGGGAGCUCCUCUCAGCUAUCAGGGUAUGGCUCUGCCCGGCCCCCUCAAGCCUCCCCUCCAGCACCUUGUAAGCACUUGGGCAGGCUGCGCCCCCGGACUCAUGCCUCCCGGCUGAUGCGGACAGAGGAGUUUUCUGAGGAACCAAACUGACGCUCGCUCUGGGGUUCCUGCUGCUUGUGGGUCCUCCCUGGGAUCCCAGUGCCCGGCCCCCUCAGCAUGGAGCCCACCCUAAGCCGCCCGCCAUGGGACUGGGAUGGCCCGAUGCCCACCCGCCUCAUGGGCACCUGCCAGGGGCCCAGCCUCUGCCCUCUCAGGAUGGCCUGGACUUGGGGAACAGAGCCAGGUGAGGGGAGCCCGGCAGCAUCAGCCAUGUGCCAGGUGGAGGGGACUGCGUGCCCUGAGGCCCUGGCCGGGGCCCACCCACGGUCCAGACCCUCACACUACAGACAACCCCAAUGGUGCUGAAAUCCUCGUCCCGGCCACGCCCGGAGGGAGGCGGCAGUUCUUAACCUGUACAGUUUUAUUGUACCAAGACACUUCUCCCUGUAUCAUACGCCUUUAAAUGGAGUCAACUUUUUAAUUAUAUAUAUAAAGAUAAAUAUAUAUAAAUAUAUAUAAAUAUAAACUUUUUAAAACUGUGAAAAAAUAGCUAUGAAAUUAUAAAAAAAAAGCGAACACAUUCUGACGUGCAGAAUAUUAUUUUUUAUUUCCUGUUAGAUUGUGAGUGUCUAGCACCCAGCUUCACGGGCCCUCCUUGUCCCAAGCACACCCCACCCGCCCGCCGCCCUGGCCCAGGUGUACUGUACUCACCCCCAGAUGGAGAAAGAGUUAGGGAGAGCAGAGGCCGAGACGAGGGCCUGCCGAGCGCUGGGGGCCCUCUGCUCACAAAAGCACUUACCAGCCCCGAGCCCUCCAGAGAGAUGGGAGGCCUCGUCCAGACAAUCUUAAGGGAAGGAAAAGCCAGACUUCGGUUUUGUUUUUUGGGGGAAUUAUUGUUUUCCUUUUUUUUUUAAAGUUUCUUUUGGAAUUUUGUUUGUUGGCGAAU
Messenger RNA from Rhinolophus ferrumequinum (greater horseshoe bat), 10684 nucleotides. It is a transcript of the gene TNRC18, whose product is annotated as trinucleotide repeat containing 18. Gene Ontology annotation, molecular function: chromatin binding. The transcript has 30 exons. The record is from RefSeq and is a predicted model, not a curated record. NCBI's taxonomy places the organism in Eukaryota, Metazoa, Chordata, Mammalia, Chiroptera, Rhinolophidae. Bases 595 to 9441 code for a protein of 2948 amino acids.